AUGGGACGAUCGCCUUAUCCGAGGAAGAUUUUCCUUCACAAGGAGAGAAGGACAGCCGCCAAAUUCAGAGAGCGAAAUCCCAGGACUGUUAUUAACUGGGGUCUCUUCGCUAUGUUAGUCGGCUGCUGGAAAGAUUCCGCAAUGGACAACAUCGACGGGGAAUAUGACCGGCUCGUUGAACAACUUCACGACUGCACGAAAAAGGCUGAGAGUUUUGGAACCACCAAGAGACGCAUGUCUCUUGAAGCUCUUGAGCUGAUACGCCAGCGCGGUGGCAGUACCUAA
This is a messenger RNA of Necator americanus (New World hookworm), 285 nucleotides long. RefSeq lists its product as uncharacterized. Lineage: Eukaryota; Metazoa; Nematoda; Chromadorea; Rhabditida; Ancylostomatidae. The transcript has a single exon. The record is from RefSeq and is a predicted model, not a curated record. Bases 1 to 285 code for a protein of 94 amino acids.